GUUAAAUUACAUUAACCCUAAAUUUCUUUUUAAAAAAAAAUCUCAGUGAAUAAUACAUAUUUAAUUUUUUUUAUCUUUUUUUUUAAAAGGGCAUUUAUUAUUUUAAAAAUUAGGAUCGUCUCAUUGUACGCAGUGUGUAACAUCUAUCAUGCCCCCCUGCCCCUUCCCGAUUCUUUCUUCCAGUGGACGCAGAGCAAGCGGCUUCACUGGGGUCCGAGGGAGAGGAUGAGGUGGGCCUCUGGAGCCUGGAGCCCCAGGACUACCAGGAGAGCCCGGACAAGAUGAGCCGGACUCCCAGCGAGGGCACGGAGGAGCCCGGCAGCCCCGCCCUCUCUGCGCAGCCCCAAAGCCUCAGCCCCGGGAGCGGCGGAGGCGGCAGGAAAUUCUGGGCCCAGGUGGAGCCGGAAUCCGAGGCCACAGACGACGGAGGCGGCGGCGGCGGCGGCGUCGCCUCUGCCCCUGACAGGGAGGGGGAGCAGGGAUCACUGAGGAUGCGCUGUGGGAGCUCAGACUCCCAGAUUGACCUGGAGGACCUCGCCCACUACGAGUUCCUGGCCAAGCUGAGGAAGGCCUCGACCUCCGCCAGCCUCUUGGACCACUUCGGCCGCAACGGCACGGCCGCCGUGCGCCGUCUGGAGGGCGGCGGCGGCGGCGACGGCGGGACGCACGAGGAGCUGCCGCCCGCCAUGUGGUCCCCCGCAGUUCAGCACCACUCGCCUGAGGGAGCAGAUGCAAGGAGGAGGCUGCAGGCCUGUCCCUUCUGCCACAGGACCUACCAGCACGGAGCCAUGCUGAGGGACCACAUCAAAUACUGUCAGGAGAGGGACCGGGGCCACAUGGCGUGUCCCUUCUGUGCCCACACUGCCCCCCACAGGGCACAACUGGAGCAACACCUGGCACUUCACCACCAAGCGCAUGACAAGACCGCCAUCGCUUUGGAUCAGGGAGUGGAGACCCGCAAGUUCAAAUGUCUGCAGUGCGGGAAGGCCUUCAAGUACAAACACCACCUCAAGGAGCACCUCCGCAUCCACAGCGGAGAAAAACCGUACGAGUGUGCCAACUGCAAGAAACGUUUCUCUCACUCGGGUUCCUACAGCUCCCACCUGAGCAGCAAAAAGUGCCUCGGGAGCUCAGCAGGAACAAGCGCCGUGCUCAACGGACACGGUCAAAAUUCCUACCAGUACUCCUUUCCAGGAUCUCCGUCUUCAUGGCGAGAGAGGAUCAGCAAGGGCUCUCCUUUGGCGCCGCAAGUCCAAGACAGUAGCAGGCCCCUGGGCCACGGACCGGAGGAUCCUUCCCAGCAUUCAGUGCAGGAUUUCAGCUUCCGAACUUCAGAGCUGGCUUCCCUUUGCAACCCCUCAGCAGAGCUUUCUCUGAGAGCCAGCAUAUUGAAAGGGACCACCCUGCUGCCUUACAUCCAGUCUGGCUCCAAGUUUGAAAAAAUGCUGCAGGAGAUGCUCCACAGGGAGGUGAGGAAGUACGAGGACAUUGACAGGAACGGGGGUGGUCCCGACAGGAGGGUAUCGCCAGAGAGGAGGCCCCUGAGAGAGGAGUUGAGAGAGCGGGACAGAGGGGCUCUUGGCAUUACGUGUCACUGGUGCUCCCAGGUUUUCCCCAAUGUGGUGGUUUUCCAGCAACACGAGCGCUACCACUGUAAGAUGAACCGAGAAGCCAUGGAUGUGCCUGAGGGUCUUUACAACAAAGACCACCACUCGCCGCCUUUGUUCUUGUCGACGUCGGAGAUCAGCAAAACUAACGACGUAUCCAACGGAGCCUCUGAAAAUGGAUCCGCAGUGCAGAAGUGGCCCUCCGUACCUCAGCAGCUUCCGGGCACACUCCCUUCCCCUCACGACCACUUGGACUCCUCUGGCCAGGAAAAGGGCAGCCCCAGCCGUGUCUCGGAGUUGCCGUCCCCUCACACCAGAAGACGACUCCCAUCCUUGGGUUCUCCGACUGGCCUUGACCUCAGCUGCCAUCCCCAGGAACUCUCCUCGCCUCAUAACCACUCUCAGAACGAGCCUCUGGACCUUUCUGUGCGCAAGCAGAUGUCAGACCAAAGAAACGGCAAUGGGAGCGCCGCCAAACGGGAGAGGACAGAAGACCGGACCAAACAGCUGAGUCGGCAGAGUCCCAACCAGCUCUCGGAACAAACCUUACACCCUCACCCAAUCUUCAGAGCACAUGCCGCUCCUGUGUUUCCAGGCUCCGUAUACAACGGAUUCCCCUUCUUCAGCCAGUCUGCUUUGGGGUUUGCAGGGCAUGACGGCAUCGCACCUCUUCCUUUCAGCCCGUCGCCUGGAUUUCUUUCGCCCUUGGCUUACAUGGUGGAGGCUGAGUCUGAGGCGACGUUGAAGAAACUCCAUCAUGAGAGACAAGCACUCAUGGGGGAGGUGUUAAACCGCGGCGCUCUCGACUACCUCUCAAUGAUGGAUGAAGGCUUCGAGGGAGACGUUGGACCCGGACGCAAGAGGCUGAAAAAGACAGACGAGGGUCUGUAUGCUUGCGACAUCUGUGAAAAAACCUUCCAGAAAAGCAGCUCUUUGCUCAGACACAAAUAUGAACACACAGGAAAGCGUCCUUACGAAUGCAAAGUGUGCAACAAGGCGUUCAAGCACAAACACCACCUGAUCGAGCACAGCCGCCUCCACUCGGGGGAAAAACCGUACCAAUGUGACAAGUGCGGCAAGCGGUUCUCUCACUCGGGCUCGUACUCGCAACACAUGAACCACCGCUACGCUUACUGCAGCAGGGACCAGGACCACGACCAGGAGCACGACGACGUGCCUCCAGAGCCCGCCGCCUUGUCCGUAGAGGACACGCAGACGCCGCAGUCCAUCCUCAGCGACACCAGUCUGGACGGAGGCUCAGAAGUCCCCAAAGAGGACGAAGAAGACCGGGAAGGAAGAGCUGAGGAAGAGCCGGUGAACCAAGAAACUCAGAAAGACGAGAGUUGCACUGGAGGAAACGACUUCCGUGGGGCGGAGCUCUGGGAGUCCCACACGCAGGUCCAGAACGGAGACUUAGAUAAAUGUGAACUGAGCCUUGACGCAAGAGAUCUACCCCGGAUACAAACUUGAGAGAGUCUGAAUUGGCA
Syngnathoides biaculeatus (alligator pipefish) is the source of this 3094-nucleotide messenger RNA. Its product is annotated as zinc finger E-box-binding homeobox 2-like. The coding region runs from base 282 to 3077 and encodes 931 amino acids. Gene Ontology annotation, biological process: regulation of transcription by RNA polymerase II; anatomical structure development. NCBI's taxonomy places the organism in Eukaryota, Metazoa, Chordata, Actinopteri, Syngnathiformes, Syngnathidae. The transcript has 7 exons. Gene Ontology annotation, molecular function: RNA polymerase II cis-regulatory region sequence-specific DNA binding; DNA-binding transcription factor activity, RNA polymerase II-specific. The record is from RefSeq and is a predicted model, not a curated record.